AACAACAUGCUGUCAGCAGUGGGCUACUGUUCCUGUGCCUGCGACCUUUAACAUGUUGUCCAGACUCUCCGCGCUGCGGCUCCGGCUCCGCUCGGGUCCGGUCUGCUUCGCCGCUUCGGGCUCCAGCUUCAGUUCGACGGUGGAACAUGACCGAUUGAGGCAGCGCUUCUCCGUCUCUCCGGGCACCGGGGCCGAGGCCCAUGAAUGUGCAGUUCUGAGCUACAGAUUCACCGGAGAGAAGGAGGUGGAUCUAAUAUCGACCUUUGUACCAGAGACGUUCAGGGGCCAAGGUGUCGCUGCACUGCUGUCACAGGCUGCCAUGGACUUUCUGAUUGAAGAAAACCUUAAGGCUCGUGUCUCCUGUUGGUACAUAAAGAAAUACAUUGAGGAGCACCCGGUGCAGCAGUUUAAAGACCUAGUCAUCCCCUGACAACUGCUGAUGACCAUCACUGCUACCUCAAGUCAACUAUAACCUCCUUUUACAACACUACAGAGGCCAAAUGGAGGCAUUAUAAUUGCAUUAUAAGUAUUUGUUUUUCUCUGGAAUUGUAUGACAUUUCAUAAUCAAUAUCCCUGUUCAGAUCCAUCAAACUGCGGCACAAAAUAAUUUACAUUAUUUUUGAAAAAUCCUAAAUUUGAUAUGAGUGAAGUUAAGAUGAAAGUAGCGGCUUUAUAAUAAUUUUAUUUUUAUGUGUUUUUGAUAAUCUGAAAAUAUCAAAUUGAUUUCUCUUUUUAAUCAUGCAGAUAUAAUGGGUUGAUAUUGAUGAUGUUGGGUUAUUUUUAUAGUAAUAUAAAGUGUUAAUCUGUAUGUAUUUAUGGACAAUACCUAAUCUAUUUAUCAGCGAACAUGAACCUGAUUAUCAACUUGUUAACAAUUGAAAAUAAAAUGAUGAUUUUGACAGCA
Platichthys flesus (European flounder) is the source of this 904-nucleotide messenger RNA. Its product is annotated as protein NATD1-like. Bases 53 to 430 code for a protein of 125 amino acids. The record is from RefSeq and is a predicted model, not a curated record. The transcript has 3 exons. NCBI's taxonomy places the organism in Eukaryota, Metazoa, Chordata, Actinopteri, Pleuronectiformes, Pleuronectidae.